Messenger RNA from Sphaeroforma arctica JP610, 945 nucleotides. RefSeq lists its product as hypothetical. The record is from RefSeq and is a predicted model, not a curated record. NCBI's taxonomy places the organism in Eukaryota, Ichthyosporea, Ichthyophonida. The coding region runs from base 1 to 945 and encodes 314 amino acids. The transcript has a single exon.
AUGGAUUCCUUGGCUGUCACGCUACCACAGUUCCGGCCCAAGCUUCCCCAGUCUUAUCUAUUUAUCGACGACACACGGAUCCAAGCCCCCCAACCGGUUCCACUCCAGCCCUUCUUAGACGACAUUGAUGCAUGGGGACACAAAUAUGGCCUCGAACAGGGUGUCAUCAAACUCUGGGUACGAUCUACUGACUUGCGACCCGCGGCGCCAACCCUCCGCAUAAAAGGUGAGCUUAUCAUACCGACGCUCGCCGAUGCAUCUUGGAACACACGUUACCUCCCCCCUGAAGAUAUUACCCGGAGUUCCCACUCCCCCACGAAAUAUCAGGGAUCAAUCUCGCCAGACAUGGAAUCCCUGAUUGCAGCAUUGUCUCUUGGUAUCGCCUCCUUCCGCGCUUAUGGCUUCCGUGGCUUCAGCUGGCGACACCCCUGCAAUCGGCUGGUGCUGUUCAAAACAUUCAUUUUAUCCACGGCUACAUAUGGCCUGAACAUUCUUGUCUGGGCUCCGCCUAUAUGGAAGGAUGCGUUGGACCUCCUGUUCGAGCGCUAUAACUCAGCACUCAUACAAACAGCAGCCAUCAUCACGGGCACUAAAUAUUCUAGGUUUUCCAAACAUAAAAAGAACUUACUCCACUUUUGUGGCCUGCUCCCCACACGACCAUUCGCGGACUACCUCGGAGGUUGCCUGGGAAUACAACUCGACUCAAUGGCCAGCAUAAACCCACUCACCCCUCUGACGCAACCCGCCUGGGCCCACAACAAACCAUCAUUGCGCUUCCCGUACAGUAUCUAUGCCUACCUGAAAACUGUAUACAAAACCACGGGCGGGCACACACCCGACCAUGUAGCCAUCCGCCGACGCUGUGACGACAUUAGGAAAAACUCAACGAAACGAUGGUCCAACAAGGAGAUCGCGGCAGUUACCCGGCGCCAAUACUACUACUAA